This is a messenger RNA of Ruditapes philippinarum (Manila clam), 1392 nucleotides long. Its product is annotated as E3 ubiquitin-protein ligase TRIM33-like. Gene Ontology annotation, cellular component: chromatin; nucleoplasm. The coding region runs from base 193 to 1392 and encodes 399 amino acids. The transcript is spliced from 2 exons. NCBI's taxonomy places the organism in Eukaryota, Metazoa, Mollusca, Bivalvia, Venerida, Veneridae. The record is from RefSeq and is a predicted model, not a curated record. Gene Ontology annotation, molecular function: zinc ion binding; ubiquitin-protein transferase activity. Gene Ontology annotation, biological process: positive regulation of DNA-templated transcription.
UUGAAGUUGGACACGUAUUAUAAAUUGUCUGCUUGAGAUAUAUGUAUAUAUUAAUUAUGAAAUGCAUUUAUUACAGUUAUUUGAUUACAGACUUGUGCAAUAGAUUUUGAUUGUGACACUGUUAUUUGUUUGCAAGAAUCCUUGAAAACCGUGUUUGCCCCAUCAGGUUGUGGUAGAUUCAUCUGAAGAAAAAUGGAGGUGUCUGGAAAGGUAGCUUUGACAUCAAAGACGAAUCUUAAUCUGUACUGUAAUCCGUGUGAUACAGAUGGCUUAAAGAAGCUGGCUCACGGAUUUUGCCAGGACUGCAAUGAACAUCUUUGCAAAAAUUGCUUUCAACAUCAUAGAAGGUCAAGACCAUCCAGAAAGCAUGUACUGCUUAAUAAAUACGACAUGGCACUACAUCAAACGACCGUUGACGUAAACGCAGACAUAAUUACUGACAACUGUAGCAACCAUAAGGAUAAACUACUGGAGUUCUAUUGUAACAAUCACAAAACUGUAUCAUGCAAAGUUUGUGUGACACAUGAACACAAACGAUGUAUAGUUGACUUUAUUCCUGAGGGUUUAGGAAACGUAUCUAGCGAGUUGAUAAAUUUUAACAAAAAGAUGGAAGUGUUAGUCAAGAAAUGUGAAAAUAACAUUAUAAAGGCUGUAGCUGCCUCAAAACGACUGGACCAAAGUAAAAGAAAAGUUAAUGAAGACAUUAGUCUCUUCAGGAAAGAAAUAAAUGCAUAUUUGGAUCAGAUGGAAUCGAUGAUGAUAAAAGAAACUGAAGCUAUUAUUAACGCAGCAAACUAUAAACUCGAGAAUAUCAAAGCUGCUUGCGAAAAAUUAGCCGAGGAAGUGAAGCGUUCACAGUCAUUUCUAAAUGACCUGAAUAAAACAAACGAGCAGAAUAAGCUUUUCAUUGAAAUGAAAAAUGUCGGACCUCGUUUGAUGACACUUGAAAGUGAAGAAAUACAGAUUGUCAAAGAUAUUAUGGCAUAUGACGACAUUCAAUUUGACCGGAACCAAAAGCUACUUGAUCAACUGAAAAAUAAGAAAAACUUUGGGACAAUUCUAACAUAUGGAAAACCAUUAGCAGAUACUGAAAUAUGUAUGAGAUAUAAAAGAUCUCUCAACGUGAAAUUCCCCUCUGAUGAAAACCAAAGUGAUGUGUUUGGGGCUGUUACGAUUUCUGCUACACAUAUGAUCCUCGCUGAUUAUGGCAAUAAGAAAAUUAAAACAGUUAAUAUAGCCACAGGAACACAGGUGUCAGAGGAAACCCUGUCUUCUGCACCAUUCGAUGUUAUAAGACUUCCCCAAAUAAACUUGCUGUUGCAUUACUUAAAGAAAAAUGUAUCCAGAUCAUGUCUUAUACAGAUACAAGUUUGUCUUCAGAUCGUCGUAUAG